AUGGCCUUUGUUUGCAUGCUGAAAACACCUAAUCGUAUAAAUGAGGAAUUUAAUUUUACCACAGACAACAAACAGUGUUCCGGUUUAGGCGAUCAUUCUGUAGACCGAAGUUACGAAGGAGAAUUCGAGUGGAACGACUCCUUACAAGCCAACAUGUUGGCAGGUUACUUCUAUGGGUAUAUGGCAACAAAUAUUUUGGGUGGACUUUUAGCAGACAAAUAUGGUGGAAAAAAAGUCCUAGGAAUUUCGCUUUUAUCAAAAUCAAUUUUAACCAUUCUUCAUCCAAGUUUAUCUGGAGUUAGUGCUUAUUUUACACUUGCUCUAAGAAUAUUAACCGGUUUACUAUCAGGGCCAGUGCCCCCUGCAAUUCAAUCAUUAUUUGAACGUUGGGGCCCUUCACAGGAGAUAGGUUUAUUGGUUGGUUCCGCAUUUGCAGGUCAAAUUCUAGGUAGUAUUGUAGGUCUUUCAUCUUCUGGUCUUCUUUGUGUUUAUUGCUUUGAUAAUGGAUGGGGUUCUAUAUUCUAUGUAUUCGGUGGAAUAUCGUUGGUGUUUAGUUGUGUGUGGUUUUAUGUGGUUUAUGACAGCCCAGACGUCCAUCCCACUAUUAGUGAAGAAGAACGUUCCUAUUUAAAGAAAACUAUAACAAGUGAAAAGUUAGUUAAAACAAUACCUUGGAAAGAAAUGCUUUCCUCACCUGCAGUUUGGGCGAUAAUCGUCGGUUUCUUUGCUUAUUGUUGGACAGAUUUAACAUUCCAGGUGUUGUUACCACUCUAUACGAAGGAAGCCUUAAACAUUAAAACAACAUCCAAUGGUUUAAUGUCGUCUGCCCCUGCCAUUGGUCAAAUCAUUGCUUUACCGUUGUGUGGAAGAUUUGCAGAUUUUAUACUUUCAAAGAAAUAUCUCUCAAAUCGUAUCGUUCGAGUUUUAUUCCAAAGCGUUUCUCUGAUUGUUUCAGCAUGUCUGUUGAUUGCCAUCGGAUUCCUCAGAUGUGACCAAACCAUUCUAAUAAGUAUUCUUUUGAUUCUAAGUGGUAUAACUCUAUCAUUUACCAGUGGUGGUGUUCUUGUCAACAACAGAGACAUUGCUGUUCUUAUUUUAGUGCCGAAAAUGCUGGAAGGAACUGUAUCAAACUUUGUCAUUGAAAGUUACACAGACACCAGAAGAGUGUGCAUUGUGCCCAAAACCUCAACAUUGUCAUCAGGAUGCAGGCCAGAUACUACAACAACUUGA
Octopus sinensis (East Asian common octopus) is the source of this 1230-nucleotide messenger RNA. RefSeq lists its product as uncharacterized. Gene Ontology annotation, biological process: monoatomic anion transport; transmembrane transport. Bases 1 to 1230 code for a protein of 409 amino acids. The record is from RefSeq and is a predicted model, not a curated record. The transcript has 2 exons. Gene Ontology annotation, molecular function: transmembrane transporter activity. Lineage: Eukaryota; Metazoa; Mollusca; Cephalopoda; Octopoda; Octopodidae.